Paramecium octaurelia is the source of this 1297-nucleotide messenger RNA. Lineage: Eukaryota; Ciliophora; Oligohymenophorea; Peniculida; Parameciidae. The record is from the annotation of a GenBank genome assembly.
AUGUCUUAUUCACAAAAAAACUUUCUAAAUUAGCCCUUCUAUUCUCCUGCAAAAUUUGAGAAUGAUUAAAAGGAUUUGAUGAUUUCACAGUUGAAGGCUGAGAACUUUGAACUGAAACAAAAUGAUAGAGAUUACUAAGAAUUGGCUACACAUUUGAAAUCAUUAGAGCAUAGGUAAAAUCAUACUUAAUAGCAGAUAUAAUAUGUUGCAUGAAGAGAAGAUGAGAAAUGAAGUGGAAUUUAGAAAUAGAAGUGAUUAGACAUUAAAGACAAUAGCUAAUUUGAGAAAUGAAAUUGAUAAUUUGAAAUCGUAGUUAACUGAUAAGCAUAUUGAAAAUUAGGAGAUGAAAGCAGAGAAUUUGGCAUUCAAGGAGAUUACAGAGCAUAGAUCUUAAGAAAACCAAAGGGUUAAAAGUGACAUAACAUUAUUGCAAGAAAACAAUAGGAAAUUGUAUGAGGAAAAGCUUAGAUUAGAAACAGAAUUGUAAGCAGCCAAAGAUGAAAGGAAAAGGUAAUUAAUAGGAAGUAUUAAAUGGUAGAUUAUUGCACGAUAGAGAAAUAUUGAAUAAUACUUAUGAAGAUGUAUUGGAUAAAUUAAAUGAGAAAGAAAAGCAGUGUUCUUAAUUGUAGACUGAAUUUGAUAAUCUCGAAAAGUAGGCUCUAAUUUAUAAGGCUGAUUAAGAAAAUGUAUUUAUUAUAUUGGAAUAUCAAGAUCAAUAAUGAAGUCAAAUCGAAGAAUGAAAAUCUCAAAUACACAAGAAUGCAAUAUCAAGAAGCUUAAAAUUAUAUUUCUUAAUUGUAGAAUGAUCUAGAGGAGUUGCAUAAGUAGAAGGAGAAAUUUAAGCAGGAGAGCUUGCUUUAUUAAAAAAACUAUUAGCAAGAGGCUGACACUUGCAUGGAAUUGAAUGCCCAGGUUAUUCAACUCGAUCAAACGGUUAAGCAUCAGGAGAAAACCAUUAUUGAUUAGAAGAAUGAGAUUGAGAGAUUGAAGUCGAUGCAUAUGGAAUGUUUGGAAACUACUGAGGAGUUGAAUCAUGAAUUGGAAUUGGCUAGGAGAAUCAAUGAUUAAUUGGAACAUCAACACAGAGAUGUAGUUCAGUAAUGUUAAUGAAUAGGUUAUGGAGGAGUUGGAUAAGUUGUCAUUGACAGAGGAGUAAGCAGCCAUGGCAAGGGCGAGUAAAUAUAAGGAAUUGAAGACUAAAUUGAUUAUGGGGACUAAGCUGUUAUAGUAGUUCUCAUCUCCUUUUAAGAGGUUUUCAACAAACAAAAAAUCUUAGCUGAAGUAAUAUGAAUUUUGA